Messenger RNA from Cloeon dipterum, 653 nucleotides. RefSeq lists its product as uncharacterized. The transcript is spliced from 3 exons. Lineage: Eukaryota; Metazoa; Arthropoda; Insecta; Ephemeroptera; Baetidae. The record is from RefSeq and is a predicted model, not a curated record. Bases 5 to 631 code for a protein of 208 amino acids.
GAGGAUGCACAGCACGGGCGAGAAGAGGAAGGAGGUGCACGCUGGUCACCAACCUUAUAUAAAGGGAGCAUCUCCUCUCCAGAAUCAUCAUUUUCCACACUGGACCAGACGGAAAUCGAGCACUUGGAGCAACAUGAAGACAACGCUUUUUGUUCUGGUGGUAAUUUCUUCAGGAAUGGUGGCUGACGCACUUUUCUUGCCUCUGAUUUACCGGAUUUUCGAAAAUUGUUUUGACAGCGGAGCUGAGGAGGUGACCCCGAGCCCCCCGACGCGUUAUGCGGUUCGUCAGCCUGACCGUCCGUACCCAGGGCAGCGAGCGCCGCCCUCGGUAACUCACCACCUUCCUCAGGCAGCCCCAAUGCAGCAGCCGGUGCACGCGGAGUUCGCGGCCCAGAUUCCGCAGGUGAGCGCCCCGCACCAGCCGGCCCAGUUCGCCAUCCUGCGUACCCAGCAGCUGGUGCAGGCGCCGUGGUACCCUUCCACCUUCAGGGGAUACGAACAGCAGGGUGGCUACGCGCAGGUGCAGGCGCAGGUUCCCAUCCACCCUGGAGAAGUGAAAAGUUUGGACGGCAAAAUGGAGAAUGCUCCGAUCAUCGUCGGCACUGGCUACAAUGUCCAUCAGUCGAAAUAAAUUUCUUUGCCUUACACAAAUU